Molecule: messenger RNA, 1276 nt
Organism: Paraphaeosphaeria sporulosa
Lineage: Eukaryota; Fungi; Ascomycota; Dothideomycetes; Pleosporales; Didymosphaeriaceae
Exons: 2
Coding region: 484-1047 (187 amino acids)
Biological process (GO): tRNA splicing, via endonucleolytic cleavage and ligation; tRNA-type intron splice site recognition and cleavage
Cellular component (GO): tRNA-intron endonuclease complex
Molecular function (GO): nucleic acid binding
Source: RefSeq, a predicted model, not a curated record
GCAGCUGUAGAGGAUUGAGGAAAGAGCAAAGGCAUAUGGGAAGAGAUGGCGUGAUUUUGAGUCUGGGGAGUUCUGGAGCUUGAACGCAGGCAACGUAAACUACGGUAUUUGGACUGGGCCACCUUUUUACCCGUUUCCGCAACCGCGUGUAGACUAUUGUUCGGAAGAGUUCAAUCGCAAAUGAUGGACAGAGCCAGGUGCAUGUGCGCGGUCGUACCCCGUGAUUUUGACUCGGCCACCGGCGGAAGGCGCAAUGUGACGUAAUGACCAGUUUGGAAAAUUCCAGCCCUGUGAGAAAUCUGAUGCCCAUCCGCAAAUAGGGAAAGGACCGACCGAGAGUUGCUGGAGUAUUACUUCGUAUAUCACGAGCGAGGUUAGUACUUGGCGGAACAUGACUCAGUCCUUAUCGAUAGAGCGCUCUUCCUCAUCCAGCGAAAACAUCACGACAGAACUCGACCGUAAUAACCCACCAAACCCGGCAGAAUGUCGCUCACAGAAUCCGCUCCUCCGGCACCAGCGCCCGUCCAAUCGCUCAUCGCGCACGACACAUCCCCCCAGACUCACGAUGCCGCGCUGCACUCGCUCGCGAUUCAGAUCAAACACAAUCUCCAAUACCAGCACAACUGGACUGCCCUCGACACACACACCCACUCGCCGCUGACGGGCGCCCUCCUCCCUCGGCCGCUCCUCUCCGGGCUCCCACCGCACCGCCUCUACGUCCACCCCGACGAGCAGAUCGAGUUGCUCAAAGACGCGGACCGCGCGCGCAAAGCGAACCGGGAAGGCGGGCCGGGCGCAUUGGAGGUGAAGGCCGCGCCGGAGCGCGAAUGGAUACUGCCGGCGCGGUUGAGCGAGAAGUGGACGCUGCGCAGGCUGGCCGAGGUCUUUGAUGGCGUUAGUGAGGUGCCGCCCGAGGAGGAUGGCACCGUGGGAGAGACGAGCAAGUGGAGGCGGACGAAAAGGGUGGUGCUGGCGACGGUGGACACGGACAGCACCGUUGUGUACUAUAUCGUCCAGGACGGUGUCGUGAAGCCGAGGCAGAACUGAUUGGGCACAGCGACGAGGUUGCGACAGACUUGCGGUCAUUGGGAAAGGCCUAGUAACGGGUGGGAUACAGCCAUGCGGAUGCGUCUGUGAACCAAUAUUGUGCUCUACGGUAUCGCCGAAUAUAUCGUAUCCCCCGGCCCCGGCAUUCGGUAGAAAUGCUCCAGAUCCACCUCCCUCUCAUCCGGCAGCUGAUGCCUUUCUGCCCACGCUCGCACGCCCUCGAAGUCUC